Messenger RNA from Pisolithus orientalis, 1773 nucleotides. Its product is annotated as cytochrome P450. Gene Ontology annotation, molecular function: iron ion binding; monooxygenase activity; heme binding. The record is from RefSeq and is a predicted model, not a curated record. NCBI's taxonomy places the organism in Eukaryota, Fungi, Basidiomycota, Agaricomycetes, Boletales, Pisolithaceae. The transcript is spliced from 16 exons. The coding region runs from base 1 to 1773 and encodes 590 amino acids.
AUGGUAGGGAUUCCACCGGGCUUCAUCUACAUUGCACAUCGACUCCCUCGCCUAGUCAGUCCUCUGGCUCUUGUUUAUGCUGGCUCCAGGAUCUGGGCAAUCGUCUUCGAGAAUGCAGCCCCCCUCUGGCUGAGGCGCUCUGCGUAUAUAUUCUCCAUCCCCAUCGCAAUGGCAUGUGGGAUCAUCUACACCUACCUUCGUGACAGGAGGGAGGCAGCACUUCGAGGCGCUGUCCUUGCCUCACAAGUGAAGAGUACGUGGCCUGGUGGUCUCGACAUCCUUCUCUCAGUUGCUCGGGGUUUUGGUGACGGGCAUAUCGGAUCACCGUUUGACCAAUACAGUCAGGAAUAUGGCCCAACUGUCAAUGUUAGGUUCAUGUUCGAGGACCAGAUUUUCACGACGGAACCCGAACAUAUCAAAGCAGUUCUUUCUACGCAGUUCAAUUCCUUUGAAAAAGGCCCGGUGUUCUGGGACCAAGUAAGUGCUCUACUUGGAACUGGAGUAUUCAACUCGGACGGUACACUUUUCCCGUUCCAUCGCUCGAUGACGCGACCGUUCUUUAGCAAGGAUCGGAUUAGUCACUUCGAUAUAUUCGAAAAGCACGCAGAUGACGCUCUGAACCAAGCGAAAUCCAGAUUCCAAGAGGGUUACCUGGUGGAUUUCCAGGACAUGGUGGGCCGAUUCACCCUUGACUCGGCAACUGAGUUUUUGUUCGGGAAGAAUGCUGGCUCACUUUCUGCUGGACUAGUCUAUCCCAAAAAUUCGUUACCAGGGCAAAACAAUGAAUAUGAAAACCAUCCGUCCAACGUUUUUGCCCGUGCGUUCUCGCAAGCACAAUCGCAAGCCGCGUUCAGGGGUCGUUUCGGAUCGUUUUGGCGCUUGGCCGAGUUCUGGAGUGAUCGCAUUCAGAAGGAAAUGGAUGUCUGCCAUAAAUUGAUCAAUCCUGUCCUCAAGGACGCUUUGGAAAUGAAAGGCAAGCGAUCUACAGGACAGGGGGGCACGGAGGAGAAAGGGGCCCUUGAGGAUACAUUGCUUGAACAUCUCCAAUCUCUCACAGACCACACUGUCAUUAGGGAUGAGAUCGUGAACAUCUUAAUAGCGGGGCGUGAUACCACGGCGGCUACCUUGACAUUCCUGGUUUACAUGCUUUCCCAACACCCGGAUGUUCUGAAGCGACUUCGUGCAGAAGUUCUUAGUAAGGUUGGGAGUUCGAGAAGGCCGACCUACGAUGACGUGCGGGACAUGAAGUACAUGCGAGCUGUCAUCAAUGAAACUCUUCGAUUGUAUCCCCCCGUCCCUUUCAACGUUAGGACGAGCACAGAAGCGGCGGUAUGGGCCGGCGUGAAUGGAGGUCCGCUCAUUUAUAUCCCACCAAAGACGCGGAUCCCGUAUUCUGUAUUCCUUAUGCAUCGUCGGAAAGAUCUCUGGGGUCCCGAUGCUGAGAUGUUCGAUCCGGACCGAUUUCUCGAUGAACGAUUGAAGUAUCUAACAUCGAAUCCGUUCAUCUUCCUCCCAUUCAAUGCAGGACCCAGAAUUUGUCUAGGUCAACAAUUUGCAUACAACGAGAUGUCGUUUUUCCUCGUUCGUCUAUUGCAAACUUUCUCUUCCAUAACGUUGGCAGAAGACGCCCAGACUCGACCACCUGCAGAAUGGGGCAAAGGAAUAGGACGCAACUCACAGGAAAAAGUGAUAAUCAAAUCUCACCUGACCUUGUAUGUGAACGGGGGUCUGUGGGUACGGAUGGGGGAAGCUGGCGAUGAUGAUAAUAUGUGA